Molecule: messenger RNA, 4297 nt
Organism: Manis pentadactyla (Chinese pangolin)
Lineage: Eukaryota; Metazoa; Chordata; Mammalia; Pholidota; Manidae
Gene: MLKL
Product: mixed lineage kinase domain like pseudokinase
Exons: 11
Coding region: 335-1768 (477 amino acids)
Biological process (GO): cell surface receptor signaling pathway; protein phosphorylation
Molecular function (GO): protein kinase activity; ATP binding
Source: RefSeq, a predicted model, not a curated record
CGCGUCAGGCUUCCCCGCGCGCGGCCCAGCCCCGGGGCGGUGGCCUCUAGAGGGCGCAGGGCAAACGCCCCCGUCCCACAGACGGGCUGGGGAGACGCGUGCUGGGGGACUGCUCACACCGGGGAGUCCCUUGGGGAGGGCGCUGGACCGCCCUGUCGCGGCUGGAGCCUUGUUGGGGCCGCAUCAGCGGCGGGAGCGCAGCGCCAAGGAGGCGCAGGGACUCGCCAGCCGCCGGGUGCCUCACGGCCGCCGACUUCCUGGACAGCAGGCGGUGGGCGGGAGGCCGGAGGUUUCCCGCUGGAACCGCGCGCAGGACCGAUCGGACGCCCCGGGGAUGGCAGAGUUUCUUCCAGGUAUGGAUAUGUUGCAGCAGAUCAUCUCCUUAGGCUGGCUUGUCUACAAACAGUGUGAAGAAGUGAAAUACUGCCAGAAACAGUGCCAGCGUCUGAGGAACCGGGUCUAUGGCCUGCUGCAGCUGCUGCAAAUGCUCCAGGACCAAGGGGACAGGCACCCGUCCGCUGAACUAACCACUGCCCUGACCCGCUUCCAGGCUGUCCUACAGGAAGCUAAGGCAAGGAUAGAUACCUUCGGUGAUAAAUCCAAGGUCUGGAAGUUUGUUACAGCAGUGCAUAACAAAAUACUCUUCAGGGACGUGAAUGAGAGUCUGAGGGACAUGGUGCAGGACCUCUCUCUGCUGCUUCAGGUGGAUCAACAGACGUUUACUUCAAACAUCAGCCAAAAAGCAGUCUGGCAACAGGAAGACCAGCAGGAUGCGGAGGAAGACUUGCAAGUCUUCCAAAGGCAGAGAACUGAAAAUGAAAUUAUAGAUGCUAUCUCAAGGCAAAUGGAGAGUAACAGGAAAAAUGUCAUCGAAAUUGUGAGACACUACUUAGCGAAAUCUUCCAUGAAGGAGAUCCCACAAGAUCAAAUCAAAGAGAUCGAUAAGGAGCAGCUUUCAGGACGCAAAUGGAUCCUGCUAAGGGAAACGGAAUUCAGCACACUUUAUAAAGGAGAAUACCACAAAUCUCCAGUGGCCAUAAAAGUAUUCAAUAAACCCCAGGCCAGAAACAUUGGAAUAGUGAGGCAUACUUUCAGUAAUGAGAUCAAAGCCAUGAAGAAAUUUGAUUCUUCCAACAUCCUGCGUAUAUUUGGAAUUUGCAUUGAUGAAACAGUAAGCCCCCCUCAAUUCUCCAUUGUCAUGGAAUACUGUGAGCUUGGGACCCUGAGAGAACUGCUGGACAAGGAGAAGGACCUCAUAUUUGCAAAGCGUAUCGUCCUGGCCCUGGGGGCAGCCAUGGGCUUAUACAGGCUGCACCAUUCGGAAGUGCCCGCACAGCUCCACAGAAACAUCAACAGCAUGAGCUUCCUGGUUGCGGGAGGCUACAAAGUGAAGCUUGCAGGAUUUGAGUUGAGCAAAACGCAGACUUCCAUCAGUCGACAAAGUAAAGGAAAAGAAGAAGAGGAAGUCAAUUUGUCAGCAUAUGUCUCACCUCAGAUACUGGAAAAUGUGUUUAAUAAAUAUGACAUAAAAGCUGAAAUAUACAGCUUUGGAAUCGUCCUCUGGGAAAUCGCCACCGGAAAGGUCCCGUUUGAAGGCUGUAAUUCUAAGAAGAUCCACCAGCUGGUGGCUGUGAACCACUACCAAGAGCCUCUGGGUGAAAACUGCCCUCUCGAGCUGCAGGAGAUCAUUGUUGAUUGCCGGGCGUAUGAGCCCUCCAGGAGGCCCUCUGUUAAUGACAUCUUAGAGAAGCUGUCUGCCUUUCACUAAGCUGUGUAUUGAAACCGAAACUAAGGAGUCCCUUGACAAGAAACUGGAAAAGGCACAAGUGGGCAUCUUUCUCUCUCACAUCCUUUGGCAUGGAGUCAUGUAUGAGUGCCGGGAGGCAGCACUUCUCUGUUACAAACAGAGAACAAUUCCAGUCAUCCCACUCCAAAUGAUAUUGUCAAAAAUACACCUUUAAUAUUGACUGUGAUAGAUGUUCUGUAAAAACAUCUCUCUCUGUAUCCACACCUCUUGGCAAUGUGACUUUUCAGCUCCUUCCAUCAAGAAGUGGAGUCUACUUCUCCGCCAUUUGAAUCUGGGUUGGCAUUGUGAUUUGCUUUGGCCAAUGGAAUUGUAGAAGUGACAAUGUGCUGGUUCCAAGCCCAGGCUUCAAGAGGACUUACAAACUUCCACUCCCUCUCUUGGCACCCUAUCCAGCCAUGAGCAAGCUAGUGUGGCGGAGGAUGAGAGACCACAUGGAGCAGAGACAACCUGUCCCAGCUGAGGCCAUACUACACCAGCCAGCCAGCAGCUGUCACAUGAGUGAGUCCAGUCAAGACCAGAAGAAGCACACAGCUGGGCCAGUCCAAACUGCCCAUUCAUAAAAUCAUGACCUAACAAAUUUUGUUGUCUUAAGCCACUACGAUUUGGGGUGAUUUGUCACACAACAGUAAUAACAGAGCAAACACUAUUCAAUCCUUUCUGUUUCCCAUUGAACUAAGUACAAAUUUCCCCAUUUGGAUACCCAUGGCCUUGUAUCUCUCACCUCAACCCAACUUCCUGUAUCAUGUCCCAGAGUUCUUCUACCAGACACUGCAAACUCUAAUGCCUAUAAGAUCUAGGAGGGAACCUAAAUGAGUGAGUUGAGCCUGGAGGGGACAUCUGCUCACAAAUGAGCUUUGUGAAGGACAGCCUCCACUCAGCUCCAGCCUAUUUUUAUCAUACAGGAGACAGAUCCCAGUGUUUCCAGAGGUUUCCAUUUUGUCAAAAAAAGCUGGAAAUUCAUAUUUUUUCUGUAAACUGUCCACAUUUUUAAAGGUUGGCAUCUCAUUAAAAAUUACUUCAGAAGCAACUUAAGUGUCCUUCAGUAGAUGAAUGGAUAAAGAAGAGGUGGUACACAUACACAAUGGAAUAUUACUCAGCCAUAAGAGGAAAACAAGUCCUACCAUUUGCAACAACAUGGAUGGAGCUAGAGGGUAUUAUGCUCAGUGAGAUAAGCCAGGCAGAGAAAGACAAGUACCAAAUGAUUUCACUCAUCUGUGGAGCAUAAGAACAAAGCAAAAACUGAAGGAACACAACAGCAGCAGACUCACAGAACCCAAGAAUGGACUAACAGUUACCAAAGGGAAAGGGACUGGGGAGGAUGGGUGGGUAGGGAGGGAUAAGGGGAUUAAGGGACAUUAUGAUUAGCACAUGUAAUGUAGGGGGGCAGCACAGGGAAGGCAGCACAGCACAGAGAAGACAAAUAGUUACUCUAUAGCAUCUUACUAUGCUGAUGGACAGUGACUGUAAUGGGGUAUGUGGUGGGGACUUGAUAAUGGGGGGAAUCUAGUAACCACAAUGUUGCUCAUGUAAUUGUACAUUAAUGAUACCAUAAUAAUAAUUUUAAAAAAGCAAAUGAACCAAUCCAAAGAGGAAAAAAAAGUAGAUCAUGCUGACAGUGGCAGAGCAGGCUAGUACCAUUGUCAAAUUCACCACAGAAGUCUUAAAUUCUCUGUUUAGUCUGAAUAGACCCAGAAAGAUAUUGUUUUAGCUGGUUCAGAAUGUGAUUGGUGAGUCUGUUUGAAAUUCUGUAUUUUCCAUCACAGAGCGCUGGAUGUGAUAAAUGGGCUGGGGUAUGAUGGUUAAUAACCGAUUUCAAGGACAGCUAGAAUAUCCUUCAGGCUGAAUUAGGGUGAAGUACCAAGAACCUGCUACAUACUCAUAGGCUCUGUGAAAGCUGUACAUAUCCAAGGGUAGUUUUUUCCAAAUACAAAGAUUCUUUAUUUCCUUCUUUUUCUACCCCACCCUCAACUCUCCUCGCAUGAUUGUGACAAUGGUGUCCGUCAAAUUGCUCAUCAGAUUUUGGCUAAAUAGCACCCUUUGGCAUUUUAAAUAAAGACCUGGUGGUUGUCAUGUGGCAGAGGGUGGAGGGUGGGCCAAGUGGGUGAAGGGAAUAAAGAGGUGCAGGUUUCCAAUUAUAAAACAAGUUAGUCUGACUGUACUGAUGGGCAGUGACUGCAAUGGGGUAAUGGGGGGGACAUGAUAAUAUGGGUGAAGGUAGUAACCACAUUGUUUUUUCAUGUGAAACCUUCAUAAGAGUGUAUAUCAAUAAUAUCUUAAUAAAAAAAUUAAGUAAAACUAGUCACGGGGAUAAAAGUACAUCAUAGGGAACAUAGUCAAUAAUAUUGCAAUCUUUGUAUAAUGGCAGGUGGUAAUUAUACUUAUUGUGGUGAGCAUUUAGUAAUGUACAUAACUGUCAAAUCACUAUGUUGUACACUUGAAACCAAGGUAAUAUUGUAUAUCAACCAUACUUAAAUAAAUAAAUUAAUAAAA